GUAUUGCUGAAGACCUUAUCUAGUUCGCCCAAUCUUCCAGACCAUGUGCUCCAUGCUUUGAGACUAGGAGGACCUUAGUGUUCUGAAAUGAAGAUGGAGACAGUGGGAAAAGCAGAACUUGUUGAUUCAGUUCCACCAAAGACUUGUGAAAAGCAAGAAACUGCUCCUGAUGAACAUGGACCUAUAGAACUUGAGACACAAACUCAGAAAGACAACAUGCGUGCUGCAGCAGACUCAGUGGUGCUUUCUUCAAUGCCUUGCUUACUGAUGGAACUGAGGCGAGACUCUUCAGAGUCUCAGUUGGCAUUUACAGAGAGCGAUAGGCCAAUGGGUGGUCGAGUUUAUGAGAGUGACUCUUCUAAUCACUGCAUGCUUUCCCCUUCCUCCAGCGGGCAUUUGGCUGACUCAGACACGUUGUCUUCUGCAGAAGAGAAUGAGCCCUGUCAAGCUGAAGGUACUGUAGAGGGAGACCUUUCUGCGGUGUCUGGGGCUGCAGUUGGGAGGAAAUCUAGGAGAUCCAGGUCUGAAAGUGAAACUUCAACAAUGGCUGCCAAGAAAAACCGACAGUCUAGUGAUAAGCAGAAUGGUCGAGCUGCCAAGGUAAAAGGUCAUAGAAGUCAAAAGCACAAAGAAAGAAUCCGUCUCUUGAGACAGAAGCGGGAGGCAGCUGCUCGCAAGAAGUACAACCUGCUUCAGGACAGCAGUACCAGCGACAGUGACCUGACGUGUGACUCAAGCACAAGCUCAUCAGAUGACGAUGAAGAGGUUUCAGGGACCAGCAAGACAAUCACUGCAGAGAUACCAGAUGGACCUCCAGUUAUAGUUCACUAUGAUAUAUCAGACACAAACUCAGAUCCAGAAGUGGUAAAUGUGGACAAUCUGUUGGCAGCUGCAGUAGUUCAAGAGCACAAUAAUUCUUUAGGAAAUCAGGACUCAGGAUCUACCUGGAGAACCAGAGGGCCGCUAGAUGAACUGAGUGCUGAUACAGGUCAUUUGGAUCCAGGCUUCCUUGCAGGUGACAAAAUAUCUUUAAGUAAUGCCCAGAUCAAUAAAGAAAUUAAUAUCGCCUCUUCUGAUAGUGAAGUAGAGAUUGUUGGAGUUCAGGAACAUGCCAGGUAUGUGCGUCCCAGGGGAGGUGUGAUUCAGAGUGUGUCAUCUUGGAAGCGUGGCUCAAGCUCACAAUAUAUUAACACUCAGCAAACACAAUCAUGGACAGCAGUGACUCCCCAACAGAACUGGUCUUCACCCCCAGAAGUAGUAGACCUCACUUUGGAUGAGGAUACAAGACGCAAAUAUCUACUGUAA
This is a messenger RNA of Melozone crissalis (California towhee), 1305 nucleotides long. RefSeq names its product protein C18orf25-like. Bases 88 to 1305 code for a protein of 405 amino acids. Gene Ontology annotation, biological process: ubiquitin-dependent protein catabolic process. The transcript is spliced from 4 exons. NCBI's taxonomy places the organism in Eukaryota, Metazoa, Chordata, Aves, Passeriformes, Passerellidae. The record is from RefSeq and is a predicted model, not a curated record. Gene Ontology annotation, molecular function: ubiquitin protein ligase activity.